Lachancea mirantina is the source of this 1128-nucleotide messenger RNA. NCBI's taxonomy places the organism in Eukaryota, Fungi, Ascomycota, Saccharomycetes, Saccharomycetales, Saccharomycetaceae. The record is from the annotation of a GenBank genome assembly.
AUGCUAAGAUCCCAGAAUCGCUUUUUCCGGUACCAGAAACGGCUCAUUUCGAGCACUCGCGCACAACCGGUUACACCGUCGAAAUCCCGACAAAGACGAGCCACAACGUUUACGGAUGCGAUAAACCGUGGACCCUCGUUUGAGGAUUUCAUUAACGGUAAAGCGGCUGGAUUUAAUAUCGACCCUCUGGAAGCGGCUCGACAAAACGCGCAAGAAGCGAAGAGACUACCCAAAUGGUUGAAAGUGCCCAUACCCAAGGGAACCAAUUACCACAAGUUAAAAUCCGAUGUCAAGGAACUGAAAUUGAGUACUGUGUGUGAAGAGGCCAAAUGCCCGAAUAUCGGUGAAUGUUGGGGCGGAGGGGACAAAUCGAAAGCUACCGCGACGAUCAUGUUGCUGGGCGAUACGUGUACGCGAGGAUGUCGGUUUUGUUCAGUCAAGACCAACAGGACCCCUGCGAAACCUGAUCCGCAUGAACCGGAAAAUACAGCAGAGGCGAUUUCGAGAUGGGGGCUUGGAUACGUCGUGCUAACCACGGUCGACAGGGACGAUCUUGCAGACGGUGGAGUCGGACAUUUGGCCGAAACGGUGCGUAGGAUUAAGCAGAAAACACCCAAGACUCUGGUAGAAACUCUGUCGGGCGAUUUUAGAGGCGAUCUGGCCAUGGUGCGUACUAUGGCCCAAAGUGGUCUGGACGUUUAUGCUCACAACUUGGAAACCGUCGAGGCCUUGACUCCUCAUGUCAGAGAUCGCAGAGCGACAUACCAACAAUCUUUGGGUGUUUUAAAACAUGCAAAGGAGACUGUACCAACGUUAGUGACGAAGACCUCGCUAAUGCUGGGAUUGGGAGAGACCGACGAACAAGUUCUGGCGACGUUGAAAGAUUUACGUGAGGUACAAUGCGACGUUGUUACGUUUGGCCAAUACAUGCGGCCUACUAAACGACACAUGAAGGUCGUUGACUACAUACAACCUGAGAAAUUCGAAUUUUGGAAACAAAAAGCAUUGGAAAUGGGGUUUCUCUACUGUGCCUCUGGGCCUCUAGUAAGAUCAUCUUACAAAGCCGGUGAAGCUUUCAUAGAAAAUGUUCUGAGAAAGCGUUCUAGUCUUAGCAUGAACAAGGGUUGA